Molecule: messenger RNA, 1797 nt
Organism: Carya illinoinensis
Lineage: Eukaryota; Viridiplantae; Streptophyta; Magnoliopsida; Fagales; Juglandaceae
Exons: 1
Coding region: 1-1797 (598 amino acids)
Molecular function (GO): DNA-binding transcription factor activity
Source: RefSeq, a predicted model, not a curated record
AUGGAUGAAAAUCAAGAGAGUCAGAUUCAUCCUAACAUGCCUUGCAAGGAGGAGAACGCAGACUACUCAAGGUCAAGGGUUUUGGGCGAGAAUACCAGAGGGAAUGGCAGGCUUUGCAUCAAGCUGAAGAUUUUCAAGGCCGAGUCGGACCAGUUGGAACAUGAACACCCUCCUGCAGCUGCAAAAUGUUUCCCUCGCAUCAAGGCUGACCCUUUUGAUCAUGAAGGAGUAGAAGAACAAGCUUCUGCACCUGCAAAACAAUUCCCUCUCGUCUGCAAAAUUUGCAAUAAAGUUUUUGGUUCUGGUAAAGCCCUCGGCGGCCACACAAUAAUGCAUGUCCAAGCCAGAAACAAGGAGCUCCUCGAAAAGAUUCAGAAAUCAAAGUUCAAGAAGCACCCCACCUCCGCUGGUGAUCUUUCCAACGCUAUUAGAGCCAAAGCCAAUGCUAACGUUGCGAUCAUGGGCGAACCCACAUGCUACGUUUGCGGGAAAAAAUUCCCGGCCAUGAAAGCUUUGUUUGGCCACAUGAGAUCUCAUCCUGGAAGGGAAUGGAGGGGAGUUCUACCCCCUCCAACCGAGAAAAACAGUGCAAGCUCUUCGUCAUCAACACCAUCGGAUGACAAGAAUAUUGCUUCUGCUGCUGCAAAUUUUACUACUACGGAGGCGCCCGUCUUGGUUGAUUUGUCAGCUUCUCUAUUCCGCUGGAAGUCCACUGGCAAGAGAGGUAGGAGAAGCAUCCCCGCCUCCACCAGCGGUUACGGUUCUGGUCUUCCCCAGGGUCAAGAGGAGGAGGGGAUGCAAGAAGCUAUCCAUGAUCUCAUGAUGCUGGCUAAUGCUAAUCCAGAGAAAAGAUUAAUGGACAACUCUGAUCCUAAGGCCGCUAACAUCGAUUCGGCCCUGACCGACUCCUGGAAUUUUCCAUCGAGGAACGAUAAGCUAAUUAGGACUGAUGAAGCUGGAAGCCGACGUGAAGUUCUAUAUAAAAGCAUUAAUGAAGACAAAGGGAAAGGAAAGGCUAUGCUAGAAACUGCUCCACCGAAGAUGAGAACGAAAUUAUGGGUUAAUGAAGACUGGCCUAGAAAUUACUAUUACAGGGACGAAACUACCGCGCAUAAAGACUUGAAUAGAAACGACUCUGGUAACGGUGAUCUCGUUCCCAAAGACGAAAUCUCGGUGAAGAUGAUGACCAGAAAUAGAAAGAAGAGAAAGACUAAACUGUUAGGCUUGAAAGCACUGGGAGAUGCUGCCGAUCGAAGUCACAAUCAGUUUCCGCUGACACCCAGUAGAUAUACAUGCAGUCUCUGCAAUAAAUCAUUCCCAACUCACCAAGCUUUGGGGGGUCAUAUGUCCAGCCAUAACAAAUUGAAGUACAUCCAGACUAUGAAUGAAUAUGUAUCUGCAAAUGACUCAGCUACCGAAGAUUAUGGAAACUGUGCCAACCUAAUUACCCAAGUGGAUGGAACAGAAACUGUACUUGCAGGAAGCAAGCACCAACGCAAGAUUUGCAACGUCGAGACCUUCCCAACAGGUCAGGCACUCGGGGGUCACAAGGGAAGUCAUUGGACUGGCCCUGUGGAAAUUGACUCCAGUAAAUUAACGUCGCCUGGAGAAGCUAAAGCUCAAAUAUCCAGUCGAUUAACGUCGCCUGAAGAAGCAACAGCUCAAUCUAGCUCAGUAACAUCAACUGGAGAAGCUAAAGCUCAAUCUAGCCAAAUAACAUCACCUGGAGAAGCCAGCCAGACUGGUCGAAGGAUUUUGGGUUUUGAUCUUAACGACCUUCCUGCUAUGGAGGUUUAA